AUGGCCAGCUGUUGUCCGACGAAUUUGGGCGCCCAACCCCCAAACGAAGACCAUGUGCCUCAGGGCAAGAUUGUACCUGACAUUGGUGGGUUGACGACGUACGUAUCAGGACCAGCGACGGGGAAACGCGUCGUUUUGAUGUUUGAAGACAUUUUCGGAUUGUCGUCUCAGUUGAAGGAGGGAGCCGAUUUGCUGGGAAGCCACGGAUUCACUGCGUAUGCUCCUGACUUUCUGCGUGGACAUGCACUGCCUCUGGACAGCUAUCCUCCAGUGACGCCCGAGCACAAGAAACUCGUUGACGAGUUCAUGACGAAAAGAAUUUCUCCCAGUUUGUAUUGGGUGCUAGUGGAACAGUUCCUUGGGACAAUUCGCUCUAUUCACGGAGACGAUGUGAAGAUUGGCAUCGUUGGGUAUUGCUGGGGAGCCAAAGUGCUCACAACGCAUCCGUUCAAGGGAGUUUCGGGCGUGGCAAUGGCACAUCCUUCGUUCCUUGACCCGCUGGAUGCGAGAAACGUGCUUGCUCCCGUGUACAUGAUUGCAACAAGCGACGAGGACAAGAAUGCUGUUGAGGGAUUUAAGCGCGAAUUCGCUUCUUCGCCUUUCCACUCACAAUCCCACUUCGAGGUGUUUGAUGACAUGCAUCAUGGAUUUAUGGCCGCUCGUGCUGAUCUGACGAAUCCCGCCAACCGUUCUCGUUUUGACGAAGGAUACAGAAAGUUUAUAGGCUUUUUUGAGACCGUGCUUGCUUGA
Schizosaccharomyces japonicus yFS275 is the source of this 750-nucleotide messenger RNA. RefSeq names its product dienelactone hydrolase. Gene Ontology annotation, molecular function: hydrolase activity. The record is from RefSeq and is a predicted model, not a curated record. The transcript has a single exon. Bases 1 to 750 code for a protein of 249 amino acids. Lineage: Eukaryota; Fungi; Ascomycota; Schizosaccharomycetes; Schizosaccharomycetales; Schizosaccharomycetaceae.